Messenger RNA from Vicia faba (fava bean), 2688 nucleotides. Lineage: Eukaryota; Viridiplantae; Streptophyta; Magnoliopsida; Fabales; Fabaceae. The record is from the annotation of a GenBank genome assembly.
AUGUUAUCGUUAGGAGGAGGAGGAGGAGGAGUAUUCGCACGGCUUUGUGUUUGUAUUUUCGUAUCAUCGAUUUCACUGGGAGCAUCGGAGUGGUUCAAACCGUUCAAUGUCAGUUACGAUCACCGUGCUCUCAUCCUCGACGGUCACCGUCGGUUUCUUAUCUCCGCCGGAAUUCACUAUCCCCGCUCCACUCCCGAGAUGUGGCCUGAUCUGAUUGCAAAGACCAAGGAAGGUGGGGCGGAUGUAAUUGAAACUUAUGUUUUUUGGAAUGGACAUGAGCCUGUUAGAGGACAGUAUAAUUUUGAAGGGAGAUAUGAUCUCGUGAAGUUUGCAAAGCUUGUUGCAUCCAAUGGACUCUAUUUCUUUCUCCGUAUAGGCCCUUAUGCAUGUGCUGAGUGGAACUUCGGUGGUUUCCCAGUGUGGUUGCGUGAUAUCCCUGGUAUUGAAUUUCGAACAAAUAAUGAACCUUUCAAGGAGGAGAUGAAACGGUUUGUUUCAAAGGUGGUGGAUCUUAUGAGAGAGGAAAAGCUGUUUUCUUGGCAAGGAGGACCUAUAAUUUUGUUGCAGAUUGAGAAUGAAUAUGGGAACAUUGAAGGCUCUUAUGGCAAUGGAGGCAAAGAGUACAUUAAAUGGGCGGCUAACAUGGCUCUAAGUCUUGGUGCUGGUGUUCCAUGGGUCAUGUGCAGGCAAACUGAUGCUCCAUAUGAUAUUAUUGAUACAUGCAAUGCAUACUACUGUGAUGGAUUUAAACCAAACUCUGGUAACAAACCAACUUUUUGGACAGAGAACUGGGAUGGAUGGUAUACAGAGUGGGGUGGAAGAUUGCCUCAUAGACCUGUUGAAGACCUUGCAUUUGCAGUUGCACGUUUUUUCCAGCGUGGAGGAAGCCUUCAAAAUUAUUAUAUGUAUUAUGGUGGAACAAAUUUUGGCCGCACUGCAGGGGGACCCUUGCAAAUUACAAGUUAUGAUUAUGAUGCUCCAAUCGAUGAGUAUGGUCUACUGAAUGAGCCAAAAUGGGGUCACUUGAAAGAUCUACAUGCUGCUUUAAAGCUCUGUGAGCCUGCUCUAGUGGCUGCUGACUCACCAACAUAUAUAAAACUUGGUCCAAAGCAGGAGGCACAUGUAUACCAAGCAGAUGUCCAUAGUGAAGGAUUAAACUUGUCUCUGUCUCAAAUCUCCAGCAAAUGCUCAGCGUUCCUUGCCAACAUCGAUGAACAUAAAGCAGCAACUGUGACCUUUCAUGGUCAAACAUACAUUAUACCACCAUGGUCUGUGAGUAUAUUGCCAGAUUGCAGGAAUACAGCUUUCAAUACUGCUAAGGUUGGAGCACAAGCUUCAGUAAAACUUGUAGGGUCUGAUUUGCUGCCAUCUGCAUCUAUUUUCUUGCCAGCCCAACAAUUGGUACACCACAAUGACAUCUCCAAUAUCUCAAAGUCUUGGAAGACUACGAAAGAGCCAAUUACUAUAUGGAGUAAGAGCAGUUUCACUGCAGAAGAUAUAUGGGAGCACUUAAAUGUAACAAAAGAUCAGUCUGACUAUCUUUGGUAUUCAACCAGAAUAUAUGUUUCGGAUGGUGAUGUCUUGUUUUGGAAAGAAAAUUUUGCUCAUCCAAAACUUACUAUAGACAGUGUUCGUGAUAUACUACGUGUAUUUGUCAAUGGUCAACUUAUAGGUACUUUUGUUGGCCAUUGGGUCAAGGUGGUCCAGACUCUUCAAUUACAACCAGGCUACAAUAAUUUAACACUGUUAACUCAAACAGUAGGCUUGCAGAAUUAUGGUGCCUUCAUUGAGAAAGAUGGAGCGGGAAUAAGAGGUACAGUCAAGAUCACUGGAUUUGAAAAUGGGCAUAUAGAUCUUUCAAGAUCAUUAUGGACCUACCAGGUUGGGCUUCAAGGUGAGUUUUUAAAAUUUUACAAUGAAGAGAAUGAAAAUGCGGAAUGGGUAGAAUUGACUCCUGGUGCCCUUCCAUCCCCGUUUACAUGGUACAAGACAUACUUUGAUGUCCCUGGUGGUAAUGAUCCAGUUGCUCUUGACUUUGAAAGCAUGGGGAAAGGUCAAGCUUGGGUGAAUGGCCAUCAUAUUGGAAGAUACUGGACUCGUGUUUCCCCAAAAAGUGGAUGUGAACGAGUCUGUGAUUAUCGUGGGGCUUAUGAUUCUGACAAGUGCACAACUAAUUGUGGAAAACCAACUCAAACUUUGUACCAUGUGCCAAGAUCAUGGUUGAAAGCAGCCAACAAUUUCCUUGUUAUAUUGGAGGAAACUGGAGGAAAUCCUUUUGGGAUUUCUGUCAAGUUACACUCAGCCAGUAUAGUUUGUGCUCAAGUGACAGAAUCCCAUUAUCCACCUUUGCAGAAGUUGGUGAAUGCAAGUCUCAUCGAUCAAGAUGUUUCUUCAAAUGAUUUGAUACCUGAAAUGCAGUUGCGCUGUCGAGAUGGACAUGUAAUCUCCUCCAUAACAUUUGCUAGCUUUGGAACUCCUAAAGGUAGUUGCCAGAGUUAUUCUAGAGGGAACUGUCACGCACCUAGUUCAAUGUCUAUAGUUUCCAAGGCUUGUAUGGGGAAAAGGAGCUGCUCCAUUAAAAUCUCAAGUGCUGUAUUUAGAGAUGACCCUUGCCAGGAUGUUGCGAAAACGUUGUCUGUAGAAGCAAGAUGCACAUCACCAUCUACGAAUGGCUCCUUCCAACUUUGA